Molecule: messenger RNA, 1347 nt
Organism: Uloborus diversus
Lineage: Eukaryota; Metazoa; Arthropoda; Arachnida; Araneae; Uloboridae
Product: adipokinetic hormone/corazonin-related peptide receptor variant I-like
Exons: 3
Coding region: 1-1347 (448 amino acids)
Biological process (GO): G protein-coupled receptor signaling pathway
Cellular component (GO): membrane
Molecular function (GO): vasopressin receptor activity; peptide binding
Source: RefSeq, a predicted model, not a curated record
AUGGAGAUAACUAUAGACGAACUAGAGCAGAACACAGCUACGGAUAUCUUCAAUGACACCAAUGACACUUUGAACGGUUCCAUCGGCUAUCCCGAACUUCCGUAUUACUUGACAUUUAACGAGGACUCCAUCCGAGAGGUGGUCCUUUACAGUCUGAUGUUCGUUAUGGCAGCAGGGGGGAACAUUCCGGUACUGGUCACCCUAAUUCGCAACAGACACCGGAAGUCCAGAGUGAACCUCAUGAUCAUGCACUUGUCCAUUGCCGACUUGAUUGUGACAUUUGUCAUGAUACCUCUUGAGAUUGCUUGGAGGAUUACAGUGGCUUGGAUCGCUGGGAAUGUUGUCUGCAAGAUGAUGUUGUACAUGAGAGCGUUCGGACCGUACUUGUCCUCGAUGGUCCUUGUAUGCAUCAGCUUGGACAGAUACUUUGCCAUUUUACAUCCGCUGAAAGUCAACGAUGCUCAAAGGAGAGGGAAGAUCAUGCUGACCCUUGCUUGGGUCAUCAGCAUUCUUUGCAGCAUUCCACAGAGUGUAAUAUUCCAUGUGGAAAGCCAUCCAGACUACCCCCAAUUUCUUCAAUGUGUCAGCUUCAACUUCUUCCCAACACCAUACCACAAAAUGGCUUACAACAUAUUCUGCUUGUUCGCGCUCUAUGGUGUACCACUGGCCAUUAUCAUCAUUUGCUAUUCCAGGAUACUAUGGGAGAUAUCCAGAAGAUCCAGAGACACAGAAGUCCACAUUCUUUUAGAUGACCUUCCUAAAGAGCCUCAGUAUCGCCGCCGGUUAUGCCUCCGCCGCUCUGACAUCGCACACAUCGAACGAGCCAGAGCAAGGACUCUCCGGAUGACCAUCAUCAUUGUCCUGACCUUCUUCUGGUGCUGGACUCCAUACGUAGUCAUGGUUCUGUGGUACCUCUUCGACCCGGUAUCAGCCGACAAAGUCGACUCCCGCAUCCAGUCCUCCCUUUUCAUGUUUGCAGUCUCCAACUCCUGUGUCAAUCCCUUGGUGUACGGAAGCUACGUCCUCAACUUCAAGCAGAUGUUCAAAAGGUGUCUGUGCAGGCAUCCGGGCUCUAACACUGGUUCUGUGAACCAAACUCAAGUCACCACUCCGGCUAGAAGAGCCGCUAUUGGAGAACCAGUUCAGCGUGCCAUUUCGGUGCAUCUCAAUCUAAAUGGUGUGGGUACUUAUCCUAGCUUGGUGGUCAAAAAAGAGGUGCAAUUUUCAUCCGAUUUGGAACGAUGCCAGUGUAGUAACAGCUAUGAUGUACUCCCCACUACAUCUAAGUUUCCAAGUUGUACAAACCAGACAAAAGUAGAAGCAAUGAUACACAGUGCAGGUGAAUGA